GAUGCGUGUAUUGUGUAUUAUACACAGACAUAUUGAAAAAUGUUUUCGCAUGCGUUUUCACAUCACCAUCUCGGGAAGAAAACACAACUGAGAACAUAUUCAGUGCCAUGCCUAGCCAAGAAAGACUUAGAGGGACUUCUGUCACAGGAUGUAUCUAAUUCUCUUGAAACGUUAUCUUGUAGCCCCACUAGGGAGAUUUCUCAUGGAAAAAGUCUUGCGCACCAAGAUACAAUAAGUGGACACCUCAGGCCAACUGGUGAGCGUAAUCGUGAUGUGCCCUCCCCAGCUAAAAUACGCUGGAUUGAUGCCUUCAAUAAAGUCUGUAUGCAACUUAGUGAG
Owenia fusiformis is the source of this 339-nucleotide messenger RNA. NCBI's taxonomy places the organism in Eukaryota, Metazoa, Annelida, Polychaeta, Sabellida, Oweniidae. The record is from the annotation of a GenBank genome assembly.